Molecule: messenger RNA, 16906 nt
Organism: Spirometra erinaceieuropaei
Lineage: Eukaryota; Metazoa; Platyhelminthes; Cestoda; Diphyllobothriidea; Diphyllobothriidae
Source: the annotation of a GenBank genome assembly
AUGGAGGCUGGUGAUGUUGUGUCAGCGACCUUCCAACGUCUCCUUCACGGACGGAAAUUCACAUCUCCUGAUGCUUUGGAGGAUGCCAUUUCACACCUUACAGAGGUGAGAAUAAGACUCUUUUGCCUUGAAUAUGCAUAGGAGACGGAUUACCAAUUCAAGCCUGUCCAUUUGCAUAAGCUUCCCGCUGGCAGCCCUAAUACGGAGAAGUUUGUAUUCUACAGUCGGAAAUGCGUGUGCGUUUUGGCCUCAAUUCGACAGUAUGCAGGAAUUUUCGUUGAGACUGAUGUCACUAUAUAACCGUACCAGCUGUGCUGCAUUCUUCUACAUACAGUACCGCAGGGAGGACUGCCUCGCGGUUACGUCGUCCCAUGCGAUCCAUGGACAGUAGCCUGCGCCUGCGGCACCACGGCCCUCUAAGCAAAGAAGUCCAGGCUCCCGGCUGACGGACAUUCGGGCAUUGCGUCCGGCCUCGCCGACAGGUAAGUAGACGCAAUUUUGUCAUGACCAUGUCCCACAACAAAGGACCAGACGUGCAGGCUAUGCGCCGUAUUUAAAGACAUUUUCCAAAGUGGAACAUACGAGAGUUACGACGACCUAAUGUCUGUUUUUAGAGAAUACGAGAAGGUAAGCCUCGAUAACAAACCUAUUCCUUUGCAGGACUCCUAUAUCAGCUUCAGUAAACGCAAGAGUGAGAAACUCCCGCCCGAUCAUCCUCUAGUUGACACGUUGAAGUUUCGCUAUAUAUAAUUCAUAUGUUGCCAUUCUGGAGUUUUUCGUAGCUGCGGCUCCCGGACAUAGUCGACGUAAGCAGCUGAUGCUGAAUUUCAAACAGUUUAGGUCGCUGAAGUUUGGUCGCAUCGUACGCUUUCCUGUCAUGGUAAGUGAAGGCAAACUGCGAGUGAAGGCGCCUAAUCUGCGUCAAAACCAUCUAUGCAGUAAACAAAUGGCCUCAACUUACCCCAAGUUCCGGCGGUUAGCGGCGCAGGACAAAAAAAAUCUGCUACGGUUGACGCAGCAGAUGCCACCCUCACCGGAGCGGCUAAAGGUUUACCUGAAAAGUAGCAUUCCUUUUUUUCUAAACACAGCCGUAGGUUGCUAUGGUCUGGAUUAGAAGAUGAAGAACCUAAUCAACAUGCGCCGCCGUGUGUUUUGGUGUGAUCCGUCGGCGAAGGUUAUGAAGAACGCCCUGUACUCAAUGAGGGGUGGCUACUACCCUGAUUUCUUUUAUGAUGAUGGUGGAAAAUUUUGUGCCGCCUGUUUUACGACGCCGGCUCUGCGGACUAUGUAUCCGGAUGUGGUUCAAAUGGACGCCGCAUACCGGACCAAUAGGCAGGGUUGUGCAUUGUACCACACUGUGGUAAUUGACAAGCACGGGCAUGCUCAGUCUGUGUUCUAUGCGUUUGUAACCCGCGACGACGCCACUAGUGUGAGCUGGGUGGUUAGUAAAUUUAAGGAGCAGAUGAGGUCUGCUACUGACAACUUACGCACGGUGUUCAUAGAUAAAGAUGCUCGAAAAUUGAAAGUCUGGAAGGAUGUUUUUUUCCAGGAAAUAAAGUUUUAAUUUUUAUCUGCACAUCUCACAAGCUGCAGGCUUUUAAGAGAAAACUUAAGAGUGACUAUAGAAGCGAUAGGUCAGACCAGGCCUUUGACCAGUUCCGAAGGGCUGUGAACGCCAGGUCUUUCAAUUUCUUUAAAAUGCAAGUUUCUAGCUUGAGGGAAAUCUUCCCUGAGCUAUGGCCGUAAUUUGUGGCUAACUGGUGGCCGUGUAGACUCCAGUGGGCCAAUUACGCUCGGCGUAGUCUUGUGACGUACGGCGACAACAUAAAAAAUAAGAUUGAAAGUUCCGCAAAUAUUCCCAUGUUACACUUGAAAAGUCAAGUUGGCUAACACGUGUUUUCAGUAAUUAUUUGUCAGGCCAAUACAAUUAAAUGAAGGAGUGAAAGUGUACAAAAUUAACAGUAUUUAUAGGUGUCUCAAGGUCAAUUAUGUCAUUAAUACUCAUCUUUCCCACUAUCUUUCCCUAUCUUUCCCUAUCAAAAUGGUUAGUGGAUAGACUGAAGCCACUGCAAGGUCAUCUGUAUCCUCGAAGUCUGAAAGACUCCUUUGAGUUCGUUGAAGCUAUCAAAAAUAUGAACGUUGGCGGACGGAGGAUGUUAUCACUGGAUGUAUGAUCGCUGUUUACCAACGUACCUGUGUCAGAAACGAUAAAUUAUCUUUGUGAUGUUAUUCGUGACACGAACUACCCCAUAGGCAUGCCAGUAAAAACGCUGAAAGAACUACUGACGCGCUGCACACAAAAUGUCCAGUUUCUGUGCAAUGGUCAAAUAUACAGACAGAUAGAUGGCGUGGCAAUGGGAUCACCUCUUGGACCGUUCCUUGCAAAUGUUUUUAUGGGCAAAGUUGAGAAGACAAGAUUACAAGAUGUCAUUAAUUACCUCGUAUUCUACGGUCAGUACGUGGACGAUAUCUUCUGUCCGGCGGAUGGUACCACCGAUAUCGAGGACCUUGUCCAAAAGUUCAACAGUGCGCACCCCUCGCUAAAGUUCACUGCAGAGACCGAGGCAGAUAACGAAAUUGCGUUUCUCGAUGUCCUUCUACACAGGCAGGAGGAUGGGUCUAUCCAGCGCAGGGUGUUCCGAAAGAAAACCUGAACGGGACAUACAUUAAUUUCCACAGUUUUGUUCCCCUCAACAUCAAACGAAAUCUAGUCCAGGGAUUGGCAUCUAGAGUGAGGCGCAUCUGCUCACCUGAAGCUAUUGAAGCAGAGCUCUAACAUCUGCAGAACACACUUCGCGAGAACGGAUAUCCAGAUAGAUUUAUCCUCCGAAAUAUUGGGAACGCAUUGCAAAGCCCACUGUUGCGACUACAGAAAAGAAAGAUGUAUCCCUAAGACUGCCUUUUGCAGGGGACGCAGCGAGCGAAAUAGUCAGACGGCGCUUAACUACAGCUGUCACGAGAGCAUUCCCCGCGGCGAAUUUACGCGUAUUUUUCACAAACUCUCCCCUCCUACGUUUGGGAGGUAAAGACAGACUACCGUUGGAGGCCACAUCAAUGUGCAUCUACUCAUUCACUUGCUCCUGUGGAGCAGGAUACAUCGGCCGUACAACGAGACGCCUGGUAAAGAGGGUACGUGAACAUAUGCCCGCCUGGCUAGGCAGAGGUGAGACCCGAUCGGUUUCCAGUUCUAUUCUCGCAUAUUUAAUCGAUACGGAUCACCGAGUCGAUGCCAAGGAAGCAUUUCAGGUUGUCUAUCGGACACCAACAAGCUUCUAUAAAGGCCAACGCCAACGGAUACUAGCAACGGCCGAGGCACUGGCUAUACGGCUGGCGAAUCCGGUGCUAUGCUGUCAGAAAACCCUGACACAAGCUCUCUCUCUGCCGUGGCUAACGCCAACCUCACGUGAUGGCGACAUGCCGCCUCAAAUCCCUGAUUACAGUGAUGGGUACUCCGUGUACUCAAUCCAAGAGCAUCACUCAAAAACUCGCUUACCCCCCUCCCCCAGCCCUAAGGACCAAAACCCGCCGACCUCGUCAUGCGGGCGGCGUGGGAAAGAUGAGUGUUAUGACAUAAUUGACCUUGAGACACCUAUAAACACUGUUAAUUUUGUACACUUUCACUCCUUCAUGUAAUUGCAUUGGCCUAACGAAGAAUUACUGAAAACACGUGUUAGCCAACUUGACUUUUCAAGAUUGAAAGUGUCAAUCGGGUGUCGAAGCAGUUGUGUGAACCAUAUCUGUCUCUCACCGACUGCGCUCACAGCAUAGUGCAGUUUCUAGAGUCAAAAUCGAAUGACACUAAUCGGUUGGACGCCCACGAGUAUUGCCGCCGCAGGCACUACAAGGGCCUAAAGCCACACGUCCGUCGAAUAUGUCAAAUGCUGGCUGGGCACGCCUCAGAUGUCUUAUUAUCCCACCUCUCUGAAAAAGCCGAUGUCCGGAUUUGUAGUAAUGCAGUGAACACGUGUAGCUGUCACUUUCACCGUAACUGACAUCUGCCGUGUGCUCAUAUUGUCAACUAUUUGGAACAGCAUAGGGUCGACCCCUGCCAGGCUCCGUCGAAAAAUAGGUGGGUAUUUCAUGCGGAAGUAUGUGAGGAGGUCAUCGCUGACGAAAUUGUUGACCCGGGGUCCGUUACGUCCUUCCCGGCAGACAUUGUCGUCAGCAAAGUACGAAGGCCAUUAACCGAAGCAUACAAGUACAACGUAGCUAUGAGCUACGUGCAGCCUAUCGUGGAGAAAUUAAAGAGUUGCGGGAGUCAACGCUCCGAGUUAUUGCGGGAAGUUGAUGCGUUUGCCGCCCGGAUCAUUAAUGCUCCUUCUGGUUUUCUACAAAAGUCGCUUGCCGACUCCCCUUCACAGCCGAACGGGGAUAAAAUGGAAGUUGACACGAGUGACGAAGUUGUCCGGUGUCAGUUAAGGGAGGAGGGUAAUGUGUUUUUCGCGCAGUGGGGUCCUGACCAAGACCCAUCUGCACGUAUUGUGCACAGUGACACUUAGCUUCCUAACUACCGCACUCGGCCGACCGUGCACGCGACGCCCCCGGACGACUCGCAAACCUUUGAGAAGUUGUGCGAUGAACCUAACUGUCUCCACGCACAGUGCCAGAAGCAGUCUUACGCGCAGGGACUCUAGGAUGCCCAGUCGGCACUUGGAAGAGACGUUCGUGGACACGGACGACAUCCCGUUCGUAGAUGCGUGUGGUGCCUGCGACGGUAAUACUGACGUUAGUAGGGAAACUAUUUUCAAAUGUGUAUAAUGUCGACGCGAGUUCCAUGAGUUUUGUAUUAACAACCCGCAGAUCUGUGAUAGGUGGUUAUGCGUCUUUUUGCACCAUCUUGCUUUAGCUUAGGAUUAUAUCUAGCUACGGCUGUGACGUCUGACGAGGCUGUGAUAGUAUUUUAGUUUUUGAUUUUAUUUUAUUUCGUAUCUCAGUAACAGAAGUCAGUAGUGCCAAUUGUCUCGGUGUUGUGCAGAUAGAACCUCCAUGCACAUACUGAAGGACAGCCUGUCUGCCUACUCGGUUAAGAUUUUGUUCUCUGCUUGCGUUUCUAGCGUUAGUUUUUCGUUUUUAUUCAUAUGUGGCGAUUCGCACUUGCUUUUUUGUUAUUUCUACCUUUACAUAGGGAUUGUAUAAAUGUCCUGUGUUGGUUUACUUUUUUGUUUUUUUGGUCGCGCUUUAUUCGCGGCCCGAUACCGCGCAGCCGCGAGUUGUAUUUCUAAUACAAGCCAUUCCCGUUGGCAUUUCACGAGCAUUCAUCUGUAACGUUCCCGUCUAACGCGAGUAUAGUAGCCAACGAGGCCCAACAGGAAAAGACGGACUAGUCGCUAUUUUACUGACAGACCUGUAUACAAAAAGAAAAUAAGGGAAGAGUCCUAAUUACAAAAAUAAACUGAAUCUGUGGGGAUUGUCCACAGGGGCGACUUGGAGCACUGGGACCUAGCGAAGAAGGCGACAGGGGUUUCUCGUCCGGAGAGCGGCGACCGGCACGGGGUUGUCGGAGGUUAAUCCUCGCCCGUAUUUAUAGCUUCUUCAGAGCGGAAGUCGACGAGGUUGGGUCCGCCAUUGUUGAUUAAUUGAGGGUAGGUCGAGGGUGGAAAGUUAAAAAAACUUAUGCCAGGGCUGUCUUGCUUAAUUAUAGCAUUAUAAUAAUUUAUUAUAUGCAUACUUUUCGUGAGAGGCCAAAUUGUGACUAAGUGCUUGCCGUAUAAAUAUGGAAAAGUUCGGCGCUUUCUAGAACCUUCUCCAAGAUGGCGGCCGCAAGUGGCCGGGCCUUCUAGAACUUCCUACAUAUCAUCACGUGUCGUAUUUUCUGGGGCACCUUUGGCGGACUGGCCUUGGGUACGUUGCUGUAAUCGGUUACGAGGGGCGCCGUGUCAGCUAGUCCUAUCUCUUCCCACCGCCGUCGCCUUCCGCGGGCUGUGCCACCCAUGAAAGGCUUCGUCUUAAAUUUUCGGCGCUUUUUUCACUGCUAGCUGGAAAAAGACUGGAAGACAACAAUAGAUGUGAGGAUAGAGCGUGGUAAAGACGCAGCGGAAAUCUAUAUUAGACCCACCACAUUUUGUUGAGUGCAUAUACAGAAGAUUUAUUUAACAUAAUCAUUUUCUUGUAAACUACUUCUUAAUUGUAAUUCGCAUUUAGAUCAAAGGAAUCCCUUGGGUUCGAAAAUCCUGAGGAAGUAAAAAAUUUUUAUGUGGCAAAACGUCUAGGCUCGUGUAUAUUUUACCACUGGAAAGUACAACAAUAUCCAUGCGCUUUCCACAAUUCUGUAAACAAAAGCUGUUCUCUCUUAGAACAUCCAAACCCCCUUAUAUCGACACUACUAUUGGAUAUAACGACCGAAAUCAGGCUUAUGUGCUGGAGUAUGAGCAGUACUACAGUCAUGGCUGCUCUGCAGCGCAGGAGUGCUAACGCUAUCGACAUUCAACUCGAAAUUGCGCAAGAACAUUACACCAGAAUGCAAAAAAACCUAACUGACCGUUUCAUUCUCUAACACUCCGCUUUUUGACUUUGAAUAGGGUCCUCCUGGAAGUUAACGACAAAUUCUAAUGUUUUGCUUGUUCAGGCGGCAACCAUCCCUUAUACUUUUACAACUCCUUUUUAAUUGGCCAUUAAAUACAUUAUUAGUACUCCUCCCCUGCAGCGAUGAUCUUCGCGGGUUUUUAUGUCAUCUCUCCAUUUGUACUCCAAACAGUCUCUUAAGGAAUGAGGUGUAAUCCUCUGUUUACGCCAUCUGUUAGUCGUUUUGUAGGUCAGCAAGGAGGUCUCAGAGUCGUACCUUCCCCCUACGCCUUGGAAUUCGCCUCUGUCUUUAAUGUCUCCCCCUCUCAACUGGACUCUAAGCGGACUGUGACCCGUUGCGUCUGACUUCCUCAUGUCUCGCCACUUUGACUCUGACAGCCUCAUCCGGUUUAGGGAUCCUUGUCGAUGUCUGCUUCGAAUCCCUUAUACAUUACCUCAUGCAGACCAGCCCUGUCUGACCCAAAAGUUUAUCCUGUCGUGAGCGACAGUCCUUUUGUUCUUAAAAGCUAGAAAAUUCAUAUUUAUUUUGUUUUUUUCGGAGGGAGUUUCUAAACUGCUCGCUGACCGUUUUUGUAAUAUGAUACUACUUAGUCUGUAAGCCCAAACUGCAUACUGUACGGAGUGCGCCUACUUGUUGUAAGGCUCAUUUGAAAAUUUAUUUUAAUUUCUGUGAAUUUAAUUUCAAUCGUACUCAAUGAACGAGUUUUUUAUUUACUCAGUUAUAAUUUUCUUUAUUUGGAUGCCAUCUUACUACUCACGCUGCUUAUUUUGACGUAUGCUUCUCAGCUGACAGCAAUGGUUGAUAAACUGCAGAAGGAUAUCUUCAAACAACUCCCAGCUAUCGUUCGUAUUGCCCAUAAACAUUCAACUCCAUUCGACACAGGAUAAUACUGCCUCAUCUGAUUGAAGACUCUCGCGAAAUAUUGCGUUUUAUUUGGUCUGGAGUAGACAGAAUGGGGAAUAGUGAAUGCUCCCACAUAAGCACAAUAUUGUAACUUCCGCCAAAGGGUGGCAUGGAGAUGACCUAAUCUAUGGCGUUUGAUGUUGUUGUCAAGAGUAGAUCCAGGUAGUUAGCUCUUUGCAUUUCAAAAGUUUUCGUUGGCCUCAUAACAUGUUGUGUAAGGGGUGCCUUCGAUGCUUUUUCAGCAAACAGUGAUAGAAUAUCGAUUUUGGACCUAAUGCUUGAACAGUGUUUCACAUAACUCCUUAUGCGUUGAUAUCCCCAUGGUCGUGAUGCUAGUUCGUGUGGAAAAUUUCUCCAACUUAUUCAAAAGAUGACUGUCGGCGUUUUGGCAUGCCCCAGGUGGUCAGUAAAUAGUAAGGUCGUCGAGAAAGGGCGAAGCAGUGGCCUUGACGGCCUGUUAAAUAGCUUCCGUGCUACAGGCAAACCUAGUAGCCUUUUCCGAUUCCACAAAGCUUUCUUUUACAUGCACAAACCUAACGAUAUUCUACUUCCCUCAAAAUAUUUGGAAGCCAGUAAAGGAUAUAUCAUUACCACUAAUAUUCCUAAAUGGCCAGGUUUCGGUUGCUUUUAAGGCAUGUGGAGGGAUUUCGACAAGGCAAAGUUGUGGUUCAUUAAUGUUUGAUAUGAGUCUUUGGGCAUGUGUAUACCAGCACUAUAAUCUUGUACUAGACGAAUGUCCGAUAAGGAUAUUGACAAACAUUUUCCGUCAGAUGCUGUUCUGGUUUCGGCAAUCAAGACAUUCAUUACGGUUGUUUAUGGUUCAUUAGUUUUUAGAUUGCUCUUCUUGCUGAAAUUUUCUGCUGACUGUUAAUUUAUCAUCUGUAAUCGCUGCUUCUUACCCCCGUCUGUACCACCCACUAGUUUAAAGCAUGUCCUCCAUAUAGUCUCCGUUGCUCUAAAUAUCCUUAUGCUUAUUGUGUGAUUGUCGAAGACGACUUAAAUAUUGGAUGAUUACCUGUGUUAACUCCUCUUCCCUAUCUUGAACCAAGACAAUUGACCUGAUUUGUUUUAACAGUCUAAUGGUAUUUAUUUUGCUUAAAGCAAAUUUAUGAAGUUGUGACUGGGUGGUAAGUCGUAUUAAUUUAAAUUUUGCACGAAUCCGCAUGCGUUAUUGUUUAAAAAUUAUCAUUUCAACUAAGAAACCAGAAUAUUCUACUUUUUUCUCAUGAUGUUGAUCCUUAACUUCUGUAUCGCAUCUUAAAGAACGCGCCUUUUUGAAUUUAAUUGUAAUGUACGCGUACGGCGGAAUCAGUGUUAAAAUUAUGGUAAAACAUUCCAAAAAACAACACGUACAUCAAUUUUAAUAAGAUAGGUGCACAUGACAAUGGUAAACCAAAAAUUUGGGGACACCGUCCUUUAGGGUUAAAUAUCUGCUAGCCGCUAUUAUUUCCGGGCUAGUAUGUGGUUAGUAAUUUAAUUGGCUGACAACGCUUAGCCCUCCCGAAAAAAUGUCCUCUACUACCACACUUCCAACCAGACGAUUCUUCCCAUUCAUUUUGCGCGUUCGUUCCGACGCUCACCUCCCUCUGCUAGCACCAGCCCCAGCUGGCCGCGCCUUGCCGUCGCGGAAAGAUGUGGCUAUGACGCAGCCAAACGUGGCCAUUUGGCGUGCCUAAGACGUAGCUUUUGACAACACAGCCAAGUUUGGCCACAUCAUCCGGAAAACAUGCGCGGCAGCGCCCCCCUUCUCCAUUCGUCCACCCACCCUUUUAUGGCCUCCGUUUUUUUGCUCGCGAGUGCACUAAUUCUAAACUGGCAGUAGUCGCAGUAAGAUUGCAUGCGUCACUGAAUCCUCCCAGUCUCGGCUUAAGCAAGUAAGCGAUAAAAAUCCCCGCGUAAGUGCACAAUCGGAGAACCUAGUUAGCGUUCACUCUAUCCCAUGACAUAGGAAAGUGGAAAGACAAUGGUUAUAAAGGAUGGUUUAUUGAGUAUUUGCAAAUGAUAGGGGUCGGUACGAAAAAUACAGGAAGGAUGCAGUUUUUCAAUGGACAUAACUGGGCUUCUGGACCAUUGUCACCGGUUAUUGGCGGUUCCUGCAAAUAAACGAACUGUUGUAAAACAUUGGUAAUGCUUUUGUCACUGGAGUACUUAAUAAUGUUAAUAUCAGUAGAAAUGAAAUUCCUAGAUGGCGUGUCACAAGAAGGCUUCCUUCAGUGCAGGCCAGACGCGGGUCUGGGUUUCCAAGUAGGGAAUUCGUCUGCCCGUCCCCAGACACUGGAAAGUCAUGCACACAGUUCUAUGUACAUGACCAUAAUUGACCUCCUGUGGAGCUACGCCGGAUUCGCAUUUAAAUGUGACUAGUUUGGCCCCCUCCCCUCGUUGACUAAGGAGAUAACUGGCGGCUCUAAUGGUCCACAUCAUCACUGCCUCGUGCGAAGAAAAUUCAUUAACCCAAAUUAGGGCAAGCUAAUUGGUGUAGUUGUUGAUUAAGCUGUCGGUGGAAAGACGCCUAGGCGUCCAUCAACCCACCCUAGCAUAUAAUCAUCGCCUCGGCCAACAAUCUCAGGGCUGAUGCAGAGAAGCCCGGAUGUUUUCCGUCAUAUUAAUUUGUUUGCCCAUAUUCGGGGCUUGCUAAUUCAGGCUCGAGGCGUUUGCAAUAGCGUCCUUGGGUCUUUGGGUACUUCUGGGUGGUAGGGUCGCAGCAUCCGAAACAACUUCUUGGUUGUGGAUAGUGGCAUUUGGGCCUCCAAGCAGAAUUCCCGUAAAUCCGCCAGAAAGCAUUUGCCUGCGACCGCGUCCUCGCUUAUGUCUACGGGUUCUAAACUUGCUAUCAAGUAACACAGUAAGAUGACUACCAGUGUAAACUUCCGGGACUAGUUCAGGCAUUUCUAAUGCCGGUGGCUGGUCUACCACCGAAGACGUAGAUGGAACGGAAGGAUCAUCCAUCCGCGCAUAAUAUGCCUUCUUUUCACGCGCAAUCCGUUUGUAAAUUGUGCUCCGGUGAAAACCAUAAUACUUGCGCUUCAUGACUGCUGUCAUUGAUUGGUAUAAAACAAAAUAAGAAAGUUUAACUGCACUUGAAACGCUCACUGUGAGAUUAAAAUUUCUAUACAGUUAAUAAACCUACUUGCGUAACAUGAAAUGGACUAGUACUGACGUAAGCAAGACCAUAAAGGCGCGAUGGGCAUGAAAUAAACGUUGGACAGCGUACCAGUUCGUCGCGAGCGUCACGUGGGUUAGCAGAUAAAUGGCCUCCAAGUGGCCCACUUAAACAAAAGUGUCAUAAACGUCUUAUCCGGGCAAAUCUUCAUCUCCCAAGAAGUGAAGAUUCAAGGCACUCUCCGGGUAAAUUAAUGCAUAUUUCAGUAAAUGCGGAGCAUUCCAACACAGAAGACUCCAUCUAAGCGGCAGGAACAGCUCUUGAAAUUUCUUAAAAUAUGGCGUGGCCAUGGCCACGUCCAGCCACGCUUGGCCACACCCACGAGGACGUUUUUAUAUCUCACCCACGGUGCCACCCUACAGCCGGAUUUGACAUGCAUAAUCGAUUUCGAAUAAGAACUUGGCACCCCCUGAUGCGAGUGGCUUAACAAGACACUUGACCUCAACUACGCACAGCCUACUCGAUGCAUUCCCACGAACACAAAAUCCACGGGAUAUGAUGUAUGCCGAAACUGACCCACAUAUGCAGUUGCUGAAAAGAUUCAGCCAAUUUGGAGACUAGUCUGCAACUAGGCAGCCGGGCUAGCCGGGUGACGUCAUUCCAAUGUUUGUGCUGGAAGUAAUCGACUUAUCAGUGUCAACAGAUUAUUUCAUGCGCACCACUUUGACCGGCAGUUGGUGUCUGACGCUAUUGUGUACCUUAUGAGAUAUGAACGCAGGCGGAAUCGCUCGGACCCAACUAAGGUGGCGGAGUUGAAUCAAAUAUAGGCCUAGGGGCCCGGUCACCUGUCUUUUAAAUGCGGAACGGCAGAUAUUAAUUAGAAGGUUGCUUUGAAGGAGAGCAUAUUUUGAAGCUAACAAGAAACCUCGCCCUUUGCGAAUGUUUUUUUAAACGUAGUUUUUAGUGAUGUUCACCAUAAUUCUCGCGCCCAGCUCUGAAGCGAAAAUUAGCAUUUACGAGCUACAAGUCGUCACCCGUCAGCUCAUGCACGUACAAUCUCGUAAUACAACCUCUAGUCCUAACCCCAUUUGACGCAUUUAGAUAGUCGACACAUCUCUGAUGCCGCGUUUGGGUGCUCAGCUGCUGCGAACUGCCUAGAGUCGGUCGUUUUUAAAUUUAGAUUGACGUCCCAGCGCCCACAUUGCGUUUCCUAACCGUAAAGAUUCUGACAAAAAGAUAAUAAGUUACUGAAGAGCCCUUCACCCCGAGAAGUCCUAGACUCGUACCGUUGGCUGACUGUUGAUUAAUCGACCGGGUAAACGUUAUCUCGAUGCCCACAUGAAAUUAUCUUUAUUCUCCACUGUCAAUUGUUGUGAACCUGCUGUACGACUCACUGAUCGAUCGUCCGAAAAAUUUAUUCGGCCGAGUACGUAAAUCAGAACUAAACGGCAAGGACGAAGUAAAUUGUCUAUUGACUUAUUCGGAGAGUCGAACUAUACUUCGACCGGUCAGCAAAUGUCAUGGAGAGGCUGGUAUAUCGGCUGAAUAUCUAAAUCAUCAGCCCGUUGGAAUUUGACGCGACAUCGGCGACAACUUUUGGGCUUCGUCCUGGCAAAGUGAUUCCGAAAAUAAUCUGGGCUCCUCUGAUCAAGUAGGAACAACCGCAAUCUCAAUUAUUAUAAUGAGUGAUCUACUGAGGGAACAACAACAAGCAUUCAGAACCCCGUUGUUCACUAUGAAGAUCUAUAGCCUCACAAUGAAACAAUACUAUUCACCGUCUAGAAGCAAGUCAUAUGUCAAAUGAAGAACACGGCUUCACAUUAUGUGGAAACGCAAGUCAUCAAAGACAAGUUAACUGCGUCAAUGAUGUUGGAGCUCCUAGUUAAUUGAAUGAAGCCUCUGUAAAACUAAGAGUUAAGCUGCGUAGGUCAGAUUUCCGCAGCCGCUCAGGUUUACGAAUAAAACGCGUAAAAGCAGAAAUUCUGAGAGUUUUAUUUAGUGGUUUUUAGUAUGGAAAAGGUCAUAGGCAGCAUAAUUCGCCAUCUGUAGGACACCCUACACAAACCACUGUGCAUUCUCGCUUUCCUGGGAAUUGCUUAACUAUGCUUGAUGAGGCCACAAGUAAUUCUGGUUAACGACUUUGAACGUUUUCCAAAAUAAGUUCAAAUAAUGACACAUUUUUGGCCAACCUAGUUCAGCUGCGGUCACUUUUGUUCGUCCGAAUACCGUGUACGCCCAUCGGGGACCAUUAAGUGAGCAAAAGUUUACUUUUAAUAAAUCAUCCUGGGACCUAUACGGUUAUACGCUUGUGCUGUUGACUAAAACAUGCGUGUAAUAAGAGAAAUCGAGUAAUUGUCAUCUGUUCUGUCAAGCGGCUGUCAGCUUCAUUCUAGUGCAGGGGGAGGAAGAUUAACAGACUGCACUAAGUCCUUCAGCGCGCACAGAUUCCGUCAUCAAAGAAAGUCCACGCGUCCUUCCAUGGGAAUCUUCUCAAGUCUGAAAUUGCUAUCCCACCCUGUUUCGAGUUUGUUGCGGCAGGCGGUGAGAGUGUGAACAGUACACUAAUCAGGGCAAAUCCUAGCGUUGUAGGGAGAAGACGGGAGGCACCAGAAUGAGGGGUUUAUUGUGCACAGAACCCGGAGUUGUCCUCUCAGGCGGCAGCGGUCGCUGGCGAAGCCAGGGCUGGUGUUGACUGCGUCCAGUCAUGCCUGAGAGUCCCUGAGAUAGUGGUGGUAGCCGCUUUUUUAGGCUCGUGGGCCAAGCUCAAGUGGUGUCCAGUCCGUAUGUGUUGCAUUUGCCGAGCGGUGGUGUCCCAGUGGCUUAGGUCGUGUUUGCAGGGGGGGGGGGGGGGUGGCAGACGCCUUUGUAGGCUCGUGGGCCAAGCUCAAGUGGCGUCCAGUCAGUGUGGGUUGCGUUCAAGUGGCCCCAUGGGCAGCUGCGGCUGUGCGAACGCAGGUAUGCCCGAGCUGUCUGUCGUGAGGCUUCAACUUAGCGCGUCCAAAACGGUUCACUGCAAAAGGGUGGAUGACCUUGAGGCAGCGAGGUCAAGAACAAUGACGCCGGACCGGUCAUGGGGGCUGCUCGCUACAAGUUAACGACAGUGACAACCAGGCGUCUGCGGUAAUGUCAGUCAUCUGGACAGUUUUUGCCCACAAAACGGGCCACGCGGUAAAUGCACUGGACCAGCAUUCGGGCUAUAAUGGCCUCUGACAGGCGUUAUUGGAAUGCCCACCACGUGCGUUGGAUGAUGGUGUGAGGAUUGCUCGACCAUCUGACGCACCUGUGCGCUCCCCGCGUGGCCAAUUACUCCGCCUAGGCAAAGUCUCGGCACCGAGUUUGGAAGGGGAAGGCCAUUGCACUUGUUAAUGAACUCAAGCAGCUCCCGGCUCACGCGGUUGUCACCUCUUGCGAGAAUUUCGGCCUCAUCGAAUUUAAAUGUGUGGCCGGAACCCGUCGAAUGAGCCGCAACUUGAGAGCUGGCGUCAUUUCUCCGCACGGCUGCAGCUUGUUCGUCCAUUCGCGUUCGGAGCUGUCUUCUGGUCUCUCCGACGUAGUUGUUUUGUCCGCAAGUGCAUAAGAUCCGAUAAACGACUUCGGACGUUUCUCGCCGCGGCAGCGGGUCUUUUGGUCUCAUUACCUGACGCCUGAUGGCUGCCUCCGGUCUUUGUGCAACUCCAACCCCAAGUGGUGCGAGAAGGCGACCGACAGCUUUCGAACCGUUCUUGACAUAUGGAAACGCGUGUCAAAAUUUAGUGUCCGUGCGGUUAGGUCUUUCUUCCCUUUUGCGUAUGCACCGGUUGACAAAGUUGCGCGAGUAGCCCUUGGCUUUGAAGACCCGUCGGAGGUAUUGUGGCUCGGCAAUCUUGUCUUCCGGCUCACUUCAGUGCGUUUCGACAUUCCGAUAGAGCGUCCUUACACAGCUGCGUUCGUGCCUGAUUAGGUGGCUGCUAUUGAAGUUCAGUACUUGCAUCGUAUUUGUCGCUUUCCUGUACACUUUGGUCUUUAGUCCACCACAAUCCUUGCGGCAUACGAGGACAUCCAGGAAGGCUAGCUGGUUGUUCUCUUCCUCCUCCAUCGUAAAUUGUAUGUCCGGGAAGACCGCAUUCAGACGUUCCUUGAAUGUCAGCAGUUGAUCCCGAUCGAUAACGACGAAGGUAUCAUCCACAUACCGGGCCCAGAACGUCGGUUUGUGGUGUUGGAAGACCAGCGACUCUAACCGUUGCAGGACCGCCUCGGCGAUGAAUCCCGAAAUCGGCGAACCCAUUGGUGUGCCCUUCACCUGUUCGUAGAUUGUCCCGUCGAUCGUGAAGUACGUCCUAAGACAGAAUUCCAGGAGCUGAAGGACUUGGGCUCUAUAAUGGACUCCGACAGAAACGCCAAAAUUCGGGGUGCGGCGGCAGGCCUAGUGAAAUGUUGUUGGAGUGUGUAGAGGUACACCUAGUUGCAGGUUCGGCCGCGCCAGCCAUCUGUUUUCUCUUCCGCCUCCCAUCAUCUUGACAAUGUUUUGAUACCGAGCUCAGGCGGGGGAGGAGGAUAGAGUGCGGCAGAUGCUGUGCAAGUCACCAUGCCUGCUUCCAUCCAGCUGCGGAGCGCAUAUUCUAACAACAUUUUUUGCCCGAUGGAACAUCUUACAAUCAACCGGUUUCACCCUUACAAAGCUUGUUUGUUUGCGUUUCAGGCCUUCGUUCUCUCAGAGCCCAACUCAUGAUUUUCCGAUGACGGACCCACUGAGGCCUAUUAUGCUGGUGCUUUUGAUAUUCGCCCUGACGACUACUGCUCAAAAUGUGGGCUUCGGCCCAAACCUCAAGUGCUACCAGUGUGCAUCUAUCGUGCAACCUCACUGUGAUGAUCCAUUUGACAAUCGCACUGCCAUCCUUGAGCCCUGCCCUAACGACGGUCUAAACUACAGCCGGUGCCUGAAGAAGAUAAUAGAAGGUAUGUUUGUUUAUUUUUCUCCUCACUUUCGUGGAGUAUUCGCAAACAGAGAGAAACUUAAGUUUUAAACGUAAACUCGGGGCGUAUAAUGAUUGUCUGUGGAGACAUUUGAAGUCUCAAACCUGCGAACUAAUCCACCACUCUGUAAAGAUCUACACUUAAAUUCCGGUUUUAUACAUGUAACAUGAUUGGUGAGCAUCUAUCUGUCAUAAUAUGCAUAUAUGCAGACCGAAUAUUAUCACCGACAAAGACAGGGGAGACCGACAUGGCCAUUUCUGGCUUAUAAGCCGUCAUCAGCCAUUCAUAUCCAACCGGAAGUGUGGAACACCUGCGACUUGAUCCUGCAACCUAUUGGCUAGAAGUCCAACGCCACUAAUCACGGAACCAUGGACUCGUUCUGUCGGUUGCGAUCGAUAAUAUACAAUGGUAGAGGGGCGCUCAUUGAUCGUUUUUACGAAACUCACUCCUCCCAAUUGCAGUCGACAGGACAACGAGCCCGUGAUUCAGUAGUUAGAGGCAUUUGACUUCUAACCAAUAGGUUGCGGGAUCAAGUCCUAGGUGUUCCACACUUGGUGUUGGGUAUGAAUGACUGGCGACCGCUAAUGAUUCAGAAAUGGCAAUUCCAGUCCCCCUUGUCUUUGUCAGUAGUGAUAUUCUGCCUAUGUCAUGCACCGCUGUGCGGCUGCUGGUUGGGCUCGAGAGGGAGUCCAUAAGGCACAAUGGAACGAGUGAGUUCCGUAAGAACGAUCGGUAAGCGCCCCCUACCAUUAUAUACCUAUAUAUACCCUCUGAUGUUAUAGCUUGGCCGACUUCGGCCUGGUAGGUGGUUGCCUGUUUGUGACCCCUAUCACUCAUACGAAACUUGUUUGCUCCGGGAAGCCAGUGGAUCGGUGUGCGCCCAUUCCUGAGUGUAUAUAUAUAUAUAUAUUUAGGCAGAAUAGCAUUACCGACAAAGACAAGGGAGACUGGAAUGGCCAUUUCUGGCUUAUUAGCCGUCGUCAUGCGCCGCUGUGCGGCUGCUGGUUGGGCUCGAGAGAGAGCCCUUAAGGCACAACGGAACGAGUGAGUUCCGUAUGAACGAUCGGUGAGCGCCCCCUAACAUCAUUAUAUAUAUAUUUAUAUAACUGCUUGUCCGAGCAAACAGCAAUGCUCCUAUACCUACCAAACUGUUCACUGUGGUGAUUGCCUUUAUAUGCUUUGCAGUUGAGAUCGAUGGCCAGUGGGAGAGACGGAUUGAGAGAGCCUGUGCGGUGACCGGCACGAUUGGGCCGGAGGGCGGCCGCUGGGGUCAGACCAUUGCAGGAACCCUCAGGGUUCUAAUGCGCCUCAACUACUGCAACAAUAAGCAGGGCUGCAAUCCAGCCGCCCGUUCUAUCCCUCAUGCAUGUAUCAUCCUCCUCCCCAUCCUGCUCCCGGUGGCUCUUGAACGGAUCCUCACCCUCUGA